Messenger RNA from Eurytemora carolleeae, 450 nucleotides. RefSeq lists its product as uncharacterized. The transcript is spliced from 4 exons. Bases 1 to 450 code for a protein of 149 amino acids. NCBI's taxonomy places the organism in Eukaryota, Metazoa, Arthropoda, Copepoda, Calanoida, Temoridae. The record is from RefSeq and is a predicted model, not a curated record. Gene Ontology annotation, molecular function: metal ion binding.
AUGAAAAUCUGUAAGUUUUAUCAAAAUGGAAGAUGUUGGAGGGAACGAGCUUGUCCUUUCAAACACCAAUAUAAAAACCAAGAAAACAGAAGAGGAACAUAUGCUCACAACAAGUCGAGAAGUACAGACUAUGAUAAAGGAUGGAAUCAUUCCUAUGAUGAAGCAGUCAAGGAAGAGACAAGCUCGCAAAACAAAGCAACAUUCCAGAAUGAUUCGCUCAUUACAAGAAGAGAAUACAGCAAAACCAUCUCUCCUGAUUCUAGAAAUACCAAGUGGAUAGAUCAGAGGGAAACCCCAGAGUUUUCUGAUAGAAAACAAGACAACAGAAGAGGAGUCGCUACUAGAUCGAGGAAAACAAAGGGAGAAGUGGAAUCCUAUGGUGAUGAGAGAUGUAUGAUCGGUACUGUCAAAAAGAGUUCAUCGAUCCAGCCCGAGAUUUCUUACAAGUAA